AUGUCCGGCCGCGGUAAAGGAGGUAAGGGUCUUGGCAAAGGCGGAGCGAAGCGUCAUCGUAAGGUUCUGCGUGAUAACAUCCAGGGUAUCACCAAGCCGGCCAUUCGAAGACUGGCACGUCGUGGUGGAGUGAAGCGCAUAUCUGGCCUCAUCUACGAAGAGACUCGAGGCAUCCUGAAGGUCUUUCUCGAGAACGUUAUCAAGGAUACGGUUACAUACACUGAGCAUGCUAGCAGGAAGACGGUUACGGCCCUUGAUGUGGUGUAUGCGUUGAAGAGGCAAGGCAAGACUCUCUAUGGCUUCGGUGGUUAG
This is a messenger RNA of Perkinsus marinus ATCC 50983, 312 nucleotides long. Its product is annotated as histone H4, putative. The transcript has a single exon. The record is from RefSeq and is a predicted model, not a curated record. Gene Ontology annotation, cellular component: nucleosome. Gene Ontology annotation, molecular function: protein heterodimerization activity; structural constituent of chromatin; DNA binding. Gene Ontology annotation, biological process: nucleosome assembly. The coding region runs from base 1 to 312 and encodes 103 amino acids. NCBI's taxonomy places the organism in Eukaryota, Perkinsozoa, Perkinsida, Perkinsidae.